UUCGGAUGUUCCGAGGUUUUCUGAUGAUCCCCAAAAUCACGGAAAACCAAGGAGCGACAAUUUACACGAUCACGAUCAUCACAAGUACGAUCAGUAUUACGAACAGUUCAGGAUGAAAUCAGCAUUUCAGCUCAAAGGAUUGUCUUCGGCAGAUUGCCAUGAAUUGUUGACUGAGGAUCCUCAUUAUGAUACCAUUCUGAGCGAAUACGAAUUCUGCACACAAUUUGUUCCAUCAGAACUUUUCCGGAGAAGUUUGGAGGAGUCUGACUCUGAGGAUGCGCCGGUGGAUCCAGGUUCGCCCCUCGUAUGCGGCUGGGACAGUAUUCAAUACGGCGUUGUUUCCUGGAAACCUUGCUCUAUUCUUCAUCCAAAUCCACCAAUUGUCUACACAAGAAUAGACAAGUAUCAAGACUGGAUAAGAAACGCCAUCACAACUCAGCCAGAGAAUCUGAAUAGUCAUUACGUCGGAGGAACUGACAAAAAUCAUUUGAGCCUUGUAAUUUUUAUAAUUAGUAUCGUCGUCAAUGAAAUAUUGUAA
Ctenocephalides felis (cat flea) is the source of this 538-nucleotide messenger RNA. RefSeq lists its product as uncharacterized. Gene Ontology annotation, biological process: proteolysis. Gene Ontology annotation, molecular function: serine-type endopeptidase activity. NCBI's taxonomy places the organism in Eukaryota, Metazoa, Arthropoda, Insecta, Siphonaptera, Pulicidae. The record is from RefSeq and is a predicted model, not a curated record.